Molecule: messenger RNA, 5720 nt
Organism: Dromaius novaehollandiae (emu)
Lineage: Eukaryota; Metazoa; Chordata; Aves; Casuariiformes; Dromaiidae
Gene: UHRF2
Product: ubiquitin like with PHD and ring finger domains 2
Exons: 16
Coding region: 2357-4828 (823 amino acids)
Biological process (GO): negative regulation of gene expression via chromosomal CpG island methylation; protein ubiquitination
Molecular function (GO): ubiquitin protein ligase activity; metal ion binding; protein binding
Source: RefSeq, a predicted model, not a curated record
CAGGGCUGCGUUACGUGGGCGGUGCUCGAGUGGUCGAGUCGGGCGCGGAUAUAAGCUGGGAGAAAAGGUGUCAGAUGCAAGGUGUAUGUCUGGGACGGCGGCUCUGCAGGAUGGGGCUUGGUACGACAGAUGACGGUUGUGGUGCUGACUUAAGCUGAGUGAGAUUUCUGCCUUGGGUCAGUGAGCAAGAGUUUCUAUCUACACAGACAGAAACAGCCAUAAGAAUUAAACGCUGUUAACUCUGACUAAGAGGUGGUCAUUAGAGACUAAAUACUAAGUCUAGAUUUUGAAGCUGUAGUCUAAAACAUGCCACAAACCAAUAGCGAAUGCGUAAUUUCUUGUGUUACGCUGAUGAGAAGGAGUGUUUCUGAGCAAGCACACGUCUGUCAAGACCAUUACAAUCUCAUGUUUCUCUGAGGAGGCUAAAUGCAAGCAUCGGUCUUGAAGUUGUAUAACUUGCUUAGCUUUGCGCUGUGCCUGUACCAGCAUACCUCUUCCUUCAGUACAGAGCUUGGUGUGGAACACAGUUCGCCUGAGAAGCAGGGAGAUGAGCCUGUAUUGAGUUGUGCUUUUCUGUAUUGUCUGUCUGUAGCCAGACUAAUUAUCUUGAAUAUGUGGAUUUUAGUCAGCAGUUGUUUUACUUUAAAAGUAAAUAUAGUAGUAUUUAAUAAAUAUAGUAAUUUGUUAUGGAUGAAGCUGUCUACACAAGCAGCAUUUAUUGGUUUAGUAUUUAGUUUAUGCAGUUUAGAAUACUGCUGGGAUGGUGUUCAGUAAAGCUAGAGUGGUUGUUUUGUAGUUUUUUUUUUUUUUAGUAGCUUCACUGAUUCCAGAACUACUUGUGUCUAUUUUCUUGUAAUUAUUGUAAUUUCUGAAGCUUCUUUGAUGGUCUUGCAUCAUUUUUUGUGAUCCUAAUGUGCUAGCGAGUAGAAAAAAGGUCAGAAGGAUUGCUUUUACACAACUAAAACUGGACACAGUGAGAAUUAGCAAAGGAGAAAACAGCUGCAGCUCUCCCAGGGAUGUGAUAAAAGCAAAUGGAAUAAAAAUUUCCUCGCAGUGAAAUGUGAGGUGAACAAAAGGCAGUAUAUUGAGCUUAAAGAACAUGGAAAAAAAUGGGAAGAUUCCUGCAUUUAGUGGGGAAAAAACACUAUCUGGUCCACACAUUCUCUUCCUAUUUCAUCAGUUUAGCAGUCAGUAUGGUUAAAUCUGGAUGGUUUGCUAGUGAAACUGUGAUUGUACUACUGAGUACCACUUGUAAUCUGUCUGGGAAUUCACAGAGAUACUGUGACCUAGCAGGUGAUGGGUACAGGCAGACUGACUGAAUAAGUACCUUUCUUCUCAAAAAACAGGAGGUUUUAUGAGGUUAUAAGGGUACAGAAGUCUAAAUCAGCCACAGUUUGUGUGCUGAAUUUCAAAAACUUCAUGUUCUUCGCUUGUGAUAAAUGUGAGAACAGCUUAACCUAAGAUUUUUAGACUGAGCACCUUUGCGUUUGAGUUGGACCAAGAGUGCCGCAACCAGUUAGUGUAAUUUGCCUGGUAUACUAUAGUUUGCUGUAGUCUGAGCUUCAAACUUAAAUGUAGGACCUUAUGAUAUUUCAUGCUUCUGUUCUUAAGGGUUCAAAUACUGUACAACUACUGAUGAAGAACCUAGUGUUGUGGUCAACGUAGUGCUUUGUAUUACUAGUCUUUUCUAGUGCAGCAAGGAAAAGCACUUCAUGAUUGAACAGAUUGGUUCCAGUUUUUCACUUGCGCUGCUAGGAGGACUUACUGUGCAGAAGUGUCACUGAAGAGCGGACAAGAUGGUAUCCUUACAAGCUGCAGAUAGUCAUUUGCUCUCCCUGGCAUCACUGUUGCUGAACUUCAGUUGCCUGUGCUAUAAGAGUCCAUUCCAUCAUACAGGAGGUACCUGACAACUCUAAGCAGCACAAGGAAGUCUUUCCAUGCUUCUAAGGAUUCCCAUGCACCUUUAUUUUUUGGCAUACAUUUUUGUUACAAAAGUGUCAGGUAAGACUCACUGUGAGACGGAAGACACUGUGAACUUCCCCCCACCCCCCCGAUUGGAAGACUGCUUAGAAUUGCUGAAGAAAAGAAGACUUGUUUCCAUAACUUUUUCUUCCAACUAGGAGUUAAUGAGCAAAUAUUCCUUUAAUGGGAUUGAGAAUUACAUCUGAGAAGAACAUGUCAUAUCAAAAUAAAACUUGUUUUGCAUCUCACCCAAUAAUAAAGGAAGAAGUACUCUCCAAAAGAAGAUAUUUCUUACUGAAAAGUUUAACUUGGAAGAGUUGCAGACUUGAAUCUUGUAGAGCGUCUGUCCUUGCUUGAGACUGAGAAUGACUGCCUUCAACUUGAUAUUCUGCUUAUGUCAAGGAAUCAUUUCUUGCAACUCUUGGCUUUCCGCUGUUUUCAUGUUGGCACUAAUCUUGUGCAUCGGAAGCUUUUUUGGACUGUAGUUAGUCCAAACAGAAAGCUGGAAGAUGGACACACUUUAUUUGACUACAAUGUUGGACUAAAUGACAUAGUUCAGCUUUUGAUACGUUCUGAAUCUGAAGCACCAACCACCGCUUCUGGUACAGAUCAGGAUGGAGAGGUCAACCCCUGUGCUGUUUCCAACUGUAAGAACAAAGUCAAGAAAGCAACAGGUAGUGGAUCACCCAAUCAGCCAUCUACAUCAUCUCGCUCAUUUCUAAUUGAUCCUGGCAUUGGAUUGUACAAGAUAAACGAACUGGUGGAUGCCCGAGAUGUCAGCAUUGGAGCCUGGUUUGAAGCUCAUAUAGAAAAUGUUACCCGAGCAACAAAGGGACAUAAGAAUGGUAAAGCUCAAGGAAAGAGUGGUAAUACUUACAAAAGGACUAAUGGAAACUUAAGUCAAGAUCAUUCUAGAGAAAAUGCAAAUAAUUUGGACAGUACGCCAUCCACAUCUUACUCAGACUGUAUGGACACUGGUGAAGAAGCUAUUUAUCAUAUCAAGUAUGAUGAGUACCCAGAGAAUGGCAUAGUAGAAAUGGACACCAGUAAUCUUCGACCCCGAGCAAGAACCAUUCUGAAGUGGAGUGAACUAAAAGUGGGUGAUGUGGUGAUGGUUAACUACAAUGUUGAGACUCCAGAAGAAAGAGGAUUUUGGUUUGAUGCAGAAAUUACCUCUUUGAGAGAAAUCUCAAGGACUAACAAAGAGGUUCAUGCUAAAAUUCUGCUGGGAGGCCCAGAAGACACAAUAAAUGAUUGUAAAAUCCUUUUUAUAGAGGAAAUGUACAAGAUUGAAAAGCCAGGAGCUUAUCCGUUGACAUUUGGGGAUGGAGAUUUCAAAAGAAAGAGUGGCCCUGAAUGCAAGCACUGUAGGGCUGAUCCAGAUAAGGAAUGCCGUUUUUGCUCUUGUUAUUUGUGUGGUGGAAAACAGGAUGCUCACAUGCAGCUCCUGUGUGAUGAAUGUAACAUGGCUUAUCAUAUAUACUGCCUGAACCCUCCCUUAAGCAAGAUACCAGAAGAUGAGGACUGGUAUUGUCCUUCCUGCAAAAAUGAUUCUAAUGAAGUUGUAAAGGCUGGAGAAAAGCUCAAACAGAGUAAAAAGAAAGCAAAGAUGCCAUCUGCCAGUACUGAAAGCCAGAGAGACUGGGGCAAGGGCAUGGCCUGUGUUGGUCGCACUAAGGAAUGCACUAUUGUUCCUUCUAAUCAUUAUGGACCUAUACCUGGUGUUCCUGUUGGGACAACCUGGAAAUUCAGAGUUCAGGUGAGCGAAGCAGGUGUUCACAGGCCCCAUGUGGGUGGAAUCCAUGGACGCAGUAAUGAUGGAGCUUAUUCACUUGUAUUAGCUGGAGGAUUUGAAGAUGAAGUGGAUCGAGGAGAUGAAUUCACUUAUACUGGGAGUGGAGGUAGAGAUCUUUCUGGCAAUAAAAGAAUUGGAGAGCAUUCAUUUGAUCAGACAUUAACACAUAUGAACAGAGCUUUGGCCCUUAACUGUGAUGCCCCACUGGAUGAUAAAAAUGGAGCAGAGUCCAAGAACUGGAGAGCUGGCAAGCCAGUCAGAGUAGUGCGCAGCUCAAAAGGACGCAGGAUCAGCAAAUAUGCCCCAGAGGAAGGCAACAGAUAUGAUGGCAUUUACAAGGUGGUGAAAUAUUGGCCAGAAAUUGGAAAGUGUGGAUUUUUAGUUUGGCGCUACCUUCUGAGAAGAGAUGAUGUUGAGCCUGCGCCUUGGACUUCAGAAGGGAUGGAGCGGUCAAAGAAACUCGGUCUGAGUGUGCAGUAUCCAGAAGGUUAUUUGGAAGCCAUGGCUAGUAAGGAGAAGAAAGAUAAGGUUAAAAAGCAAACUGUGAAACAGGAGCCAACCAGCCAGAGUAAUGGAAACCAGAAAAGGACAAUUGACGAUGCAGGUAUAGAAGAACCUACAAAUACAUCCAAAGCCAUGAGAAUGGGAGACGGAGGGAAAGGAGAGGCUUUCCAGCUGACCCAAGAACAGCAGUGGCUGAUUAGAGAAGACUGUAUGAACCAGAAACUGUGGGAUGAAGUACUUGCUUCUCUUAAGGAAGGACCAGAUGCAGAUUUCAAGGAAACAGUAGAGUUUGUUACUGAUAACAAGGUUUGCACCUACAUAGUAGAGUUCUUUUCUAACUCAAAACACCAUAUUAAUGUAAAAAGUACUGGCUUUUAUUUUGAAGGUAAUGCAUUUUUCUCUCAAAAUACAUUUUUGUGUGGUGAGAUGAGAAAUAAGACUUCAGGAAAACUGGUUUCAGUCACUACUUCUUCUUUAGACAGAAAUGACAGCAAAUACCGUUUUUUCUCUUUGUUUAAGAAGGAGGCAGAAGUAUUGUCAUCUUCAAACGUUAAGACUUGCAUAUAAAAUGAAAAUAAGUAAAAAAAGAAAUACUUCCCUCCCCCUACAUGUCCAGAAAAUAGGAAGAAUAGUUCAAGAUUGAAGAAAUUAGACACUAGCACGAAAAAAACUAGAGAAGGAAUAUCCCUUGGCAUAUUAUAUUCUUCAGUGAUAACUAGUCUUAUCAAUAUCAAGUUCAGUUAUUUUAGCUGUUUUGCAGAAUAAGAAAUGAAGGCACUAAGAAGUUAAAGUGACUUGAUAAAGGUCAAUAUCAACUCAGGAAAAAAACCAGACCACUAGCUGGAAAAUGGAUGCCUAAAAAUGAACAUACAUAAUCUGUUAAUUUGAGAAUUACUUCUGGCUGUUUUUGCUGUUUCUGUGACAGAAGAAACCUCUGUAACUCCCUGUUCUUCCACUUAAAAUGCUAUCUUGGCUAUAAUGCUACUGCACUUCUAUUUGUGUAGGAGCUGAUACUGUAAAGUUAUUACAGCAAAAUACUGUAAAGUUACUACCUCUUAUCUGUGUACUGUCUAGUGUUUGUAAUUGAUUAGAAGGAAUUUCAAUUCUUAAAACUGUACGUGAUACAAUUUUAGGCGGGAGAGAUGUGUUUCAAAAAAAAGGAGAAAAAAGUAUUUUAAAGGCAGUCCAAUUACUAGAAAGUCUUUUUUCUACAGAUUCCUACACAUAAUUUUGAUAAAAAUUCUGUAUGGUUGCCACUAAAGGCAGUAGGAAUCAGAGAGCUAGCUUUAUGUAGCUGCAGUGAAAAUAUAAACCUUUUGCUUGAAACAACCACCUUUCCAUUUCAGAAGGUAUAGUUUAAGAUAUAUGUGAUAUUUUAAAAAUGAUUGUGUAAUACUGUAUUUUGAGUAACUGUAAAUCUACUUUUUUUUUCUCUCUCUCUAUACCCGUGCUGGUAUUU